CCACCCUGCUGUAAAUUAGGUGUCAUGAUUUUCUUUUUCUGCCUUUUUGCUCUGCUUUCUUCACGGACACCAGCAACAUGGCCUCAGCACAUGACAGAGCUGUACUUCAAGCUAUAUUCAACCCCACCACCCCCUUUGGAGACAUCCCUGGCCUGAACCAAGAGGAGGAAUUAAUUGAUGAUGACAGUGGCUUUGACACAGAGUUGCUGAAGCAAGUGAAAGAGUUGGAGAUGCAGGGUGUCACGGCAGCAGAGGCUGGGGAUUUGCAAGCUGCACUUCAACUGUUCAGCCAGGCAAUCCAGAUCUUGCCUCGGAGAGCCUCAGCCUAUAACAACCGGGCUCAGGCCCUGCGGCUGCAGGGGAACACAGCAGGAGCGCUGGAGGACUUGGACCGAGCCAUUUCUCUGAGCGGCUGCAGUGGACGCACUGCCUGCCAGGCGCUGGUGCAGAGAGGCCUUUUACGUAGAUUAAGGUGCCAGAAUGACGAAGCCAGAGCCGAUUUUGAGAGAGCAGCCACUCUUGGAAGUGAGUUUGCUCGACAGCAGGCUGUGGUUCUUAAUCCUUAUGCAGCGCUGUGCAACAAAAUGCUGUCAGAGGUCAUCAACAAACUCCGAAACCCUGAAGUGUCAGAGAUGCAGUCAUAAAUGAAGAGCUUGUUCUUGUAACCCUAUUUUUUUGUGGGAGGUCUGUGGUCAAUAAAACAUUUUUUUAACUUA
This is a messenger RNA of Cheilinus undulatus (humphead wrasse), 716 nucleotides long. It is a transcript of the gene ttc36, whose product is annotated as tetratricopeptide repeat domain 36. Bases 78 to 644 code for a protein of 188 amino acids. Gene Ontology annotation, molecular function: protein binding. The transcript has 3 exons. Gene Ontology annotation, biological process: cilium assembly. The record is from RefSeq and is a predicted model, not a curated record. NCBI's taxonomy places the organism in Eukaryota, Metazoa, Chordata, Actinopteri, Labriformes, Labridae.